Molecule: messenger RNA, 3332 nt
Organism: Ruditapes philippinarum (Manila clam)
Lineage: Eukaryota; Metazoa; Mollusca; Bivalvia; Venerida; Veneridae
Product: nuclear pore glycoprotein p62-like
Exons: 14
Coding region: 140-1738 (532 amino acids)
Biological process (GO): RNA export from nucleus; protein import into nucleus
Cellular component (GO): nuclear pore; nuclear pore central transport channel
Molecular function (GO): phospholipid binding; structural constituent of nuclear pore
Source: RefSeq, a predicted model, not a curated record
GUCUUAGCUUCGGAUAUUAAAGGGAGAUAACCAUAAAAAAAAACUCGCGCAAAAAAAAAAAAUAAAUGGAAUUUCCGAGCUGUUGAAAGAGCAUUUUCAUUGUGAUAAGAUUUAGGCAGGAAAAGAAAAAAGAAGCGAUAUGUUUGGAGGUGCAGGAGGUGGAAGCGGUGGAAGCGGUGGAGGCUUUAGUUUUGGUACCCCAACAACUACCACUGGCUCCACAGGCUUGUUUGGUUCUACACCUGCAGGUGGUGGGGGAGGAUUCUCAUUUGGAACACCAGGAGCAGCAGGUGCGAGUACCACCACAGCAACUCCUAGUGGAGGAUUUGCUUUAGCAGGGGGAGCACCAGGAUCAACUGGUGGAAGUUUUAGUUUUGGAGCAACAGCUACUCCUGCUUCCAUGCCAGCAGGUGCCGCAACUAGCACAGGAACCGGUUUUAGUCUCGGACAACAGCCAGCCAGUGAGUCUUUAGGUGUCAAUCUUCGUACAAGUACUGGAGGAUUCAACUUUGGUGGAACUCCUGGUGUAACCCCUGGUGGAACCCCUGCAUCCACGGCAGCUGCUCAAGCAUUUAGUUUGGCAAAAACAACAGCUCCCACAGCUUCAACAGCAGCAGUUGGUGGAUUUAAUUUUGGUGGUGUUGGGAGCACACCAACACUAGCAUCAAGUGGGGGAUUAAGUCUGGGUGGUGCUGGAACAACCACAGCUAGUGGAGGACUGUUAGGAGCCCCUGCUACAACAUCUGCAGGUAACCCAUUGUUAACAGGGUUACUUGGUACUACACAAGCUGCCACAUCUGCUACUUCUAGUGCCCCAGCAUCUGGUUUCACUCUUGGUAGUGUUCAAGCUACAACAACAACAUCAGGGUUUGGAUUAAAAGUUGGCACACAGGCCACCACAGCAACAACAUCGAGUGGUCUCACUUUAGGUGGUGGGGGACUAACACUAGGAGGUGCAGGUUUAAAGCUUGGUGUCCCAGCAUCUGCAACUACAACAGCUUCUGCUGGAGGGUUCGGGUUUGGAGCGACUGCUACAACAACUUCAGCAACCUCAGGGUUCGGUCUUGGCACAUCAACAACUUCGACAGCUGGAGGGUUUGGACUUGGUGCCACAGCUGGUACUGCAAAGCCAGCUGUUCCUAGUUUACAGAUGAACUAUCGACAGCUAGAAGAUCAGAUAAAUAAAUGGAUGACAGAAUUAGAUGAGCAGGAAAGACUGUUCCUACAGCAAGCUACCCAGGUUAAUGCCUGGGACAGACUUUUAGUAGAUAAUGGGGAAAAGAUCACUCAGUUAAAUGGGGAUAUGGAGAGGGUGAAAGUAGACCAGAACAAGUUAGAACAAGAAUUGGACUAUAUUAAAACCCAGCAGAAAGAGUUAGAAGACCUAUUGUGUCCACUAGAGAAGUCAUUAGAACAGUUACCAAGUAUAAGCUUACAACCCCAUGCUGAUCUGGAACGAGAAAACACAUAUCAAUUAGCGGACAAUAUUGAUGCACAGCUGAAGAGAAUGGUACGAGACUUGAAGGAGAUUAUUGAUCAUCUAAACACAUCCAGUAGCUCCCAGGAUAAUAAUGACCCUAUCUUACAGAUUACAAAGAUUCUUAAUGCUCAUAUGGAUUCCUUACAAUGGAUAGAUACCAAUUCAGCAUUAUUGAACAGAAGAGUGGAAGAUAUCAGUAAGCAGAUGGAAAGUCAGAGGAAAGACCAAGAAAGAAACUUUAGACUGGUGUAUGACUGAUAAUGCAGACUGGUUUAACUAAAUUUGUGUAACUGGACUGGUUUAUAAAUAACACAUCAGACUGGUUAAUAACUUUUUUAGUCUGAAAACACUCUGGUUUCAUCAGAUAAGACAAAAUAUAACAAACAUCUUGCUUUAAGACUGGUUUAUUGUUGAUAAAAUAGAUAGUAUAAUGUGACACUGUUAUCAUCAUUUUUUAAAUUCAAUCAUAUGUUAAAAGUUGUGGUUUAUGAAAGUUUGAACAUUUCAUUGGAUAUUAGAAUUAUUCCCGAAACAGUAAAAUUAUUAUGUAACUAUGUGUCUCUGGUUGAAGGUUAUAUGAAUUCCCGUGAGAGAUGUAAGACUGAAAAAUGCACUUGUCUUGAGGUAAAAUAUACAAAGUUUGCAGUAGGGGUUGAAUAAAGUUUAAAAGUUUUCCUACCUUGACAUUCACAAGGCUUAAGCUCAUCCUUUGGAAAAAAAUGUAAAUUUCUAAAAUGGCUAUAUUUAAAUCAAUGUGAUUUGAAAAAUGUAUAAUCUCUUUAAUGGGGAUUAAUUCUUUCAAAUAACUCUAAAUGGUAAGAAAGAUAGUUAAGACAAAUGAUUCAUCAAAUCACAAUGAAAGAUUACUGAUUACAAGAUUCUUUUAUUUUCUCUCCUUGAAAAUUUAAGAAGCUUUAUUAUUGUAUGUAUUAAUUGAAAUUCAUGAGAUAAAUUUUGAAUGUAUAUGUUCAACCCUUAAACUGCUGGAACUGAAAGUGAUAAGCCUUUGCCACCAGUAUAAAGCCAGACCAACCUGCAUAUCGUUGCAGACUGACCAGGUUUUAUACUGUCAGUGUUGGUAACUCAAUUUUUGGCUUGAUUAUUUGGUGAAUAGAGAGAACUAUUGUACAUACCAAGGCAUUAGUGUCAGUGUCACACUUUGGGUUAGGUUCUGUACUCUAAAACUACUGAAGACCUCACACACUUUUCUGAGAGCAUACUAGAAGGUCAUUAUCCAAGGCCCAUAACUCUUACUUGGUUUUGAUAGAAUUAUGGCCCUUUUUGAACUUAAUAAACUUGAAUAAAAAAGAACAUUAUCCAGACUUGUUUAACUUUCAAGCACUAUACUGUCCUGACAGCUCUUGAAUUUUUUGUAUUUUGAUAUUGAAAUCCUUUAAGUAUUGAAUGGACUUUUCCAUAUUCAAAUCAAAUCAAAACCAUUACUCAAUUUCAGCCGGUUAAGGGUUUGUAUAAAAUUUGUCCUAACAUCAUCAAGAAUGUAGUCAGUGAGCAAUGUUAUUUUGAAAAUGAACAGUUAAAACUUUUUUAAAAUUUUUGAAUGAUUUGGCCUUUGAUAUGAAUAGCAUGUGAUAAAAAAAAUGGUAUAUGGUGAAAUUCUAUAGAUACUGACAUAAAACGCAUCCCAGAAAUGUAAACUUUUCACAAACUGGAUAUCUUAAUGCUUUCUUAGCCUAAAUAGAAGCAUUUUUGCAAUAAUUACUAGGCAUCGGUCAAAAAAAAGUUUGACAUUGUUAUAUCACUUUAACUGAUCUUAUGACUAUUGAAGUUAAAUAUGUGUUCUGUGGACAUUGUCAUGCUAUGUUUUAUAAAUAAAUAAAAUCGAAACACACAA